Messenger RNA from Xenia sp. Carnegie-2017, 5963 nucleotides. RefSeq names its product nucleoporin NUP188-like. NCBI's taxonomy places the organism in Eukaryota, Metazoa, Cnidaria, Anthozoa, Malacalcyonacea, Xeniidae. Gene Ontology annotation, molecular function: structural constituent of nuclear pore. Gene Ontology annotation, cellular component: nuclear pore inner ring. The record is from RefSeq and is a predicted model, not a curated record. Gene Ontology annotation, biological process: protein import into nucleus; RNA export from nucleus.
UUAUGAUUAUGACAUCAUGCGUUUGUUCUUUAAAAUAUUCUGCUGUUUCUACUUGUGGUUUCUACAGACUAUAAUUAUGAUGGAAAUGGAAUGGAAUUGUUCGACAAAAUCUUCUUACACCCCAAUGUUUCAUUCCCUGAUUCACAUCAUGGAGAGAUAUUUGAGAAAAAUUUCUUAAUGUGCUUGAAUGAAAAUUUUUUAUAAUCACAUAGUUUCUGCUAUAAAAGAUAUUGAAUUUUUCAUACAAAGGAUUUAUUUUUCAUUUUUUUAUUCUUUUCGUGGGGCUCUGAGCGGAGUCCUGUUUUAUAAUUUAUUAUAUUUACUUCUGAGUUGUCUUUCCAACUGUACAGCGGACACACCAAUCAACCGCAUUAAGAAAAUGGACGCCGUACAAACUUUAACAAGAUGAGAGAAAUUGACUUAUCUUGCAGUCGAUUUUAUUGUUACGUUGAAAAUUAAAUCAUCGAGUUUUUCCAAGUCAUGGAAGAUUAUAUAUCGUCUUCCGAACUUUUGGAUAUUCUUGCAAAUCAGUGUGAUAUUAGAAAUCAGGAAUAUGUUGAAGAAGAAUUGAAGAAGAAUAAGGAUAUACUGUUGAAGAGCUUAUCAUAUUACAGAAAACCAAAUAAUACAUCAAAAGAAAAGUUGGAACAAGAGACAAAAGUGAAACAAUUACAAAGGAAUUUUACAUUGAAACUCAGCAAGUUUAUUGAUCUUGAUGAGUUACAGAGUCUGAAGUUGUUUUAUAGUUAUCUUCAAAACUCAUUCAGAGAAUCAAAAGAGCAACUUCAAGAAAUUCUUCAACAUGAGAUUCUCAUGGAGACCUUACUAAUAAAGGUAAUGGAGUAUUACUUUGACGAGAGAAACUCUAUAUUAAAAUGUCUUGAAGUGAUAAUUAUCCAAUCACAAAAUUCUUCACAUCCUUACCAGGAAAUUUUUGUGCAGUUUCUGGAUGAUAUUAUGAAAGAUAUGGAAAUAUUUACAGAGAUGUGGCAUGUCUACCAGACUUCUUGUCAAACACCUAUUCAUUUACCUAUGGGUGAUCAUCUAGAUAUGGUCAAAAGGCAUUCACACAGAUUUGCACGGCAGUUACUUAAUGAACAGAUUGGUGUUCUUCGUCUUCUUUAUCUUUUAUACAAACAUUUUGAUAACCCUUCAAAAUCUUUGCUUUCAGUAGUAGCCUUGUUUCAGUCUCAGGUAUUUGGUACCAGACAACUGAACAGACAUUCCUUUGAUGGAUAUACCAAGCUCAUGAUUCCACAGAUCGGAUUUCUUCAAGUAAUGAUUUUGCUGGAAGGAAUGAAAUUACAUACUUUAAUCAAGCAUGUUGAAGAGCAAAGUCUUGAAGAUCAUGUAAUUGGCAAAAUAAAAGACAAGAAGCAAUUGGAGAAAAUAUUUCUUAAAUGGGGAGACCUUGUACAUCACUCUCCAGUUAUGCUAGCGUGGGCUGCGGUCAGAUUCACAGUGAUGGACGAUGACGUAGACACGCCAAAUAUUGUACAAAUGUUGGGAAGUCGGGCGUUACAAUGUGGCGUCUUUCCUUACUUAUUUAAUCUUAUCAAAUCUUCUCCAUUUCUUGAUGAUGAAAUCCUCUCAAAUUCAUCAAGAUCUACUGUUUAUGACCUACUGUCUAUUGUUUUAACAUUGUUUCAUGAGACGACCUUAGGAGAUCCUGUGAUGAUAAUUGCUGUGUUAAAGGAAACAUUACGGAACUCGGAGCUGUGUGAAAAUUUUGGAAUAAGUCUAAAUUGUGGUAUGGCAAUGCUUUUAAAGUCCGCCACUGAAAAGUUUCCCUAUAAUUUCUCACCUUUCGCACAGAUUAUGGCUUCGCUUGCUAUGGAUGAGAACAGUAGUGAAAAUGUUUUUCAUUACUUGGAUAACAUGAAAUUCUACACUGAACUCUUAAGUUUGAACAGUUUGGAAGAUGUCGAUUGUGUUGACUCGGAUAAAACAUCGUGGAAAUUGAUCAAUGCAAAGAUUCUCUACAAGUCUGUUGUGUCAACGGCAGAUAAAAUCGUAAUUCCAAUGGGAACUGUUGGAAAAGUUACUACAUCAAAUGAAGGCGCCCAUUUACUUCAGUGGUCUUUAAAGUAUUCUUGUUGGCAGUUAUUACUUGAACUAGAUUAUUUUCUUCAAUAUGUACCUCACAGCUCAGAUCGUGAAAGACAUGAGAUGGUGAAGAAAGUACUUGAUGUUAUUGAAAUAUUACAUAAUGUAUUGCUAUAUAACUGGAGUAAGAUAAUAUCUUUGGUUAGUCUUAUCGAUAGGGUCUACUAUAUCGUACAAAAAUUCUCUGCUAACCCUAACUGUCCUCUUGAGUUGCUUGUUUCCUGUUUAAAGUGUCUUGUUAUUGUCACAUCAUAUGAAACCGUUCAGUCAUGGUUGAGUUUUCAACAGACUGGUUUUCUUCCAUUUUGUGUUACUUCAUUACAACCGAGUGACGAGAAAAUUUUAAUGAGUUCAGUGACAAUUGAUCCGGGACAUUUUGGCCACGUAUUGCCUCGUGAACGUUCACGUGGACAUUAUCCAGUAACCCUAGCAACUUUGGACAUCAUCAAAGAGUUUUUGCCAGGAAUGUGUUGUGCAGAAGCAACGAAUGGGUCAAAAAUCAAUGAUUUUGUUGCUUGUAUUGUGUUUGUGUGUCGUGAAAUAUUUACUGGUUACCAGAAAUGGUUUUACAAUAACCUUAAAGAGAAGCAAGAGAUAGGCUUAAAAUGCUUAGAAAUAUUUCAUGGAAUUCUAUGUUUAAAAGAAAAUGAUGAAAAUGAGAAGACAUUUGGCACAUCAUUUGAUAGUUCAUUUACCAACGUAACACAAUCCAAAAGUAAAACUCACGUUUUGAGAGUCGCUAGGAUGCUCAUUGAAGGAAUGCUGUGGUCAGAUGUUGGACAAACGUUGAUUAAAAUUGUUGGAAUAGGUAUUGAAGUUGUCGAUAAAGUCUCUUUAUUGCCACAAAGUUCAGCUGGAGUUGUUCUAAAUCUUGUUAAGUUCUCGUUAAUGGUUGUAAAUGAAGUUUUAGACAGAAGACCAAAGACUUAUCGUUGUGAUGAGGUAGACAUUUCACCCUUGGAGAACUCAUUAAUUACACAAGUCACUCGAAAGUUCAACGGUGAUAGCUCAGAUGGAGUUCACCUUAUUGGAACUGUUGCUUCAUAUUUGUACAUAAAAGAAGAUAAUGAUAUACCAGUAUUAGCGAUGAAAUUACUCCGAAAGAUAUCUUUCUUAUCUCCAAUGUCAAUGUUGUGUAAUCUGGGAUCUCAAACGAAGAGCCUUAGAGAUGCUAUCAUCAAUAAAUUGACAUCGUAUACUGAGGAUACAAUGUUGAAAGUUGCCAUUUUGGAUUUUUUAUCAGCCGUUGUGUCUACUCAACCUGGAUUAUUGGAAAUCUUCUUUGAUUUCAGUUCAUCGUCAAUUAUUGUGAACGAAUUUGGCUCAAAUAGUUGUCUCAAGUCACUUCUUACAAAUUUAAACCAUAAAAAUCCUGCUCCUGUUGUAGCAGCCUCUUACAGCUUUCUUUACUCUUUGUGGAGGAACCGACGUCAUGUUGCCAUGACGACAGUAAAGAAAUCAGAAAAAUUUUGGACAACACUAUCACAAUAUCUUAUGGAAGAUCUUGAUGAUUCAGAUAAGAUGUUGAUCUCUCACAUUCAAAUCCGAUCAUAUGUGUUACAGAUUAUUGCGCAUGAGUUGUUUUACAUCAAAAGUGAUGAACUAGACGCAGAGUUGAAGAAGGUCUUGGAAAUUUUUGAAGCAAAAAGAAGAUAUGAGUACAUGAUGAAACAGUAUUCUAUCUCUCCGUGGUUGUUUUGUAACGUCGAUGAAAGGAAAGAAAUGAUUGAAGCAUGUCUAAACUUUCAAAAGUCAUGGCGAACAUUUUUGAUGGUCCUUACAGAGUUUUCCAGUGUGCUGCUCAACGAUAAAAAUGCUCAAAUGAUGAUAUUGAUGGACAUAACGAGAUCUAUAAGGAAUCAUCUCGAAGAAGGAAUUGACGAAACUACUAUGAAAAUGAUUGUCGAAAAAUGUUCCUUUUUCUUAAUGUUGCUUCGAAAAUGGAUCAAAGCUGCCCAGUCAUCAUUAGAUCUAAUAGAGUCCAUCGUUGCCACAAUCACAACUGCUGAGAAAACAGACUCAAAGAUAGUAACUCACUUGCGUGUCUCACUUUUUUCCUCGUUGUCUCUCUUGUUACAAAACACGAAAAUAGAGGACCGGGAGGAAACGAGCGAAUAUUUGUUGUUGCUGCUGCCUUUAAUGUGUGAAAUGUUGCAGUAUCGCAAUGAACCUAAAGAAGAGAAACAGUGCCAUCAACAAAUAAGGUGUUUUUCAGUGUCAUUAAGUCUUCUUAAUGAAAUUGUGACGUUUGUCAAGGAGCCUGUUAAAUGGCAUCAAGUCUUCACAGAGCAUGCGUUAUAUGACAAUAUUGUGAAUAUCUUUGACGUUAAUUUAAAGAAAAUGGAAAAUGUUGAAGUUAUUGACUCUGCUAUACAUUUUAUCCUUUCAUUGGCAAACUACUUACAAACAUCCCAAUCACUCUGUUUAAACAAACUUGUUCAACCUCUUUGUCUUGGAAUGUUCUCUUUACUGAAGAAAAUCGACUGUGAAAAUUCAUCUCAGGUGUCUUUUGUUUCGUGUUUCAUAUCUUCAGAUAAAUGUUCUGAGUCUCGUGAUAAGUGGUUGAAAAUCUGGUGUUGUUCUCUUGUCGUCAUGGCGACUCUGCUUCGUAAGUUACGAUAUCAGUUCUUGAAAGAAUGUCUUGAUUUCGUGGCUGUCCAUUGCUGCAGGAUUGUCGAGGUAAUGGAUAUGGUAGGUGACGAGCUCAAAUCCUUAUGUCUUAAAGAAGUUGAAUAUAUCACAGUGUUUAUCAUUGAGUUGUCAGAAUAUCGUAAGGAAUGGCAACUUACUUUACCUCAAGCAUUUCAACAGAUAAUACAUUCAUCAUCAUGUCUUCUUCAUAAUUGUAUUGCUGUUUUGAUCAGACCACGACUUCUGGCGUAUGUUAUAGAGAAACCACGUGAUUUUUCAAAACUUUCUGAUCCAAGCUCUGUAUCAAAAAGAAAACUGUCGCAAAGUUUAUCGACGACCAGGGACUUGUUACGUCCAUUUUCUUCUCCUGAUGAACCUCUAGAAAAACAAAAUCCUGUUGUUGUUGAAACACAGAAAACAUUACUUCGUAUCGUUUGUAAUGUAAUGGCAUUUCAACGAAACUUCACUCCAAAUAUUUGUGAAUUGCUCCUUGAUGAAGGCAUGGACAUUGAUGAAUACACACCGCUGUUCACACUAACGUUUAGUGCGCCUGCGUUGGAUAAUGAAAGAUCUCCUGGUUUUGGGACGCUUUUAUCCUGUUUAAACCUCUGUCUAGGAUACAUGCAGGAGGCUGAUCCAAGACCUCUUUCCUCUCCUGAUAGAUCUCCUUGGAAAUUUCAAGCUUUAAGUUCAGCUUUAGCCAAAUCUUCUGUUAACUUUGCCAUGGACAAUUCCAUCAUACUUAUUUUAUCGCAAGCAUUGCUCUAUCUCAAAGACCCACGAGUUGAACAUGCAAACAAGCAACUUCUGAAACGAAAACUUGGAAGCGAAUUGGAGCCAUUCCUUCGCGGUGUCCUAAGACAUUUUGGGAGACGUGGUUACUCACCUUCUCCAGGCUCUACUCCAAAGUCUGUGCGCUCUACAAGCAGAUCUUUAAACCGUUCGCGAUCUGAACAUUGGGAGGGUAGUGACGAGAAAGAGGUAAAAUUAUUCAAAUUGGUGGAAGUAUUUCUCAAAACAUUCAUUUAGCCAUGUUUUCUUAUGUUACCGUCCUGUUUGUCCUCAGAACUAUUAAAGUCGGCUCAAUAAAAUGUCGACAAUCACACUUUUUGUCAAUGAAGACUAAAGAUUUACUGAAAUUUUGCAAUACCAAAUGAUCGUCCUGUAGUUGUAGUUUUUUUGUGAUCGUCUUAUUUUAAAAAAAAUCGCCAGUUAUUUUUUAUAAA